AUGACCGCACUUGUAGAGGCAGAGCGGAUGGAGCGGGAGAAGGCGCUGAUGGAGGCACAGCAGCGGGUGGACCGGCUGCGUGAGACAGUGCGAGUGAUGGCCAACCGCCAAGUGACUCUGGUGGGGACGAAGCGGCGCCUCGGAAUCUCAACGCGAGAGUUGACGCGCCUGUCGGCCGACCACUGCGUGUACGAGAGCGUCGGUCGCGUGUUUCUGCGCGCACCCGUGAAUACUCUCAUAGCAAAGCAGACGGAGCAGUCGGAGAGCUGCGAGGCGGAGGAGCGGCGCCUCUCCAACGAGAAGCAGCGGGUUGCAGAGCAGCUACAGAAGGAGGAAGCGCAGCUUCGCGAGGCGGCGCAGGUAUACGUGGCUGAAAUGAAUGCGGGGCAGCGGCAGCAGCAGCAGCAGCAGCAGCAUUGA
This is a messenger RNA of Trypanosoma grayi, 420 nucleotides long. RefSeq lists its product as hypothetical. Bases 1 to 420 code for a protein of 139 amino acids. The transcript has a single exon. Gene Ontology annotation, biological process: protein folding. NCBI's taxonomy places the organism in Eukaryota, Euglenozoa, Kinetoplastea, Trypanosomatida, Trypanosomatidae. The record is from RefSeq and is a predicted model, not a curated record. Gene Ontology annotation, cellular component: cytoplasm; prefoldin complex. Gene Ontology annotation, molecular function: protein folding chaperone.